AUGUCCCUGGCGGUUCGUCCUCCUGUAUGUCUGCUCUGCCGGAGCGGGACCCCUACUCUCCUUCUCUCGAGCGUAUCGCAGGUCGCGCGCUCUAUGGCCACAGCUCGACUCCGCCGGAAAGUUGCUCGUUUGGCCUUGUCCCCAGAUGUCGCCAAACCAUCGAUCAAUAAGAAGCGCUCGGGUAAAGACAAGUUUGGACCAUGGUCAGGAAUGAAUCAGACUGAAGCUCAUAUUCGGGAUGAGCCACGGCCACGGUCUCAAGCGGCCUUAAGACGCUCGGGCGAGAAGGCGGCGGAUACACCUCGGAAAAGCGACAGCCCCUUGUACAAAGCUCUAAAGAUGCAGACCACGCUGGCUCCUGUGCCUUAUGGCCGCAGAACUGCGAUCAAAUCUAAGAUCGCCGACGUCACCAGCUUUGAUCACUUCCCACUCCUACCAGUUGUUCGCCAUUCAAUCUUCUCUCAAGCUCUUCCCGGUCUGGCCGAUGUCACCCCCACUCCUAUUCAACGUCUCGCAAUUCCCAAGCUCAUGGAAGAUUCACCGGCUGGAAAGCGAGGAACUAAAGUUGAGGACGGGGAACCUCACUACGACCAAUACCUUUUAGCAGCGGAGACGGGCUCUGGCAAGACAUUAGCAUAUUUGCUCCCCUUGGUUGACGCUGUUAAGCGGCUAGAAGUUGAGGAUAAGGAGAAUGAAAAGAAAGAGGAGGAGCGAAAGGCAAAGGAGAAAGAGGAGAGGCUGAAGAACCGGGCUUUUGAUCUUGAGCCUGAGGAGCCGCCACUCUCCAAUGCCGGAAGACCGAGAGUAAUAAUCCUGGUGCCAACGUCAGAGUUGGUUGCACAAGUAGGUGUCAAGGUUAAGGCGCUUGCUCACACAGUGAAAUACCGAUCUGGGAUGAUCUCAUCCAACUUGACUCCUCGCCGGAUCAAGAGUACUCUGUUUAACCCAGAUGGUAUCGACAUUCUCGUUUCUACUCCUCACUUGCUUGCAUCGAUUGCUAAAACGGAACCAUACGUGCUGAGCCGGGUCAGCCACUUGGUUCUCGAUGAGGCCGACUCGCUUAUGGACCGUUCUUUCUUGCCAACAACGACUGAAAUUAUUAGUAAGGUAGCACCGUCGCUCCGCAAGCUUAUUCUGUGCUCGGCUACGAUUCCCCGCAGUCUCGAUAAUUUGCUGCGCAAGCGCUACCCAGACAUCAAAAGACUGACUACGCCCAAUCUGCAUGCGAUCCCACGUCGAGUGCAACUAGGAGUGGUGGACAUCCAAAAAGAACCCUACCGAGGAAACCGAAACUUGGCCUGCGCUGACGUGAUCUGGUCGAUUGGGAAAGCUGGCGAUUCCGAGCCCUCGGACCCGUUCGCAUCUUAUGUCGGACCGAAUAUCAAAAAGAUUCUUGUGUUCGUCAACGAACGUGAGGAAGCGGAUGAGGUGGCCCAGUUCUUAAAGUCAAAGGGGAUUGACGCCCAGUCGCUCUCCCGGGACUCCAGCGCCCGGAAGCAAGAAGAGAUCCUUGCUGAAUUCACCGAGUCAGCACCUCCGCCCAGCCCAGAAGAAAUCAUGUUAGCCCAGAAGAAGAGGCGUCAGGAGGAUUCCAUUCCCUUUGAACUGCCCGAGAACCACAACAAAGCCGGGAAUACUCGCCAAUUGCCUAAUACUAAGGUGCUCGUUACCACCGAUUUGGCAUCCCGAGGCAUUGACACCCUCCCCAUCAAGACUGUCAUUCUAUACCACGUCCCGCACACCACGAUCGAUUUUAUCCACCGCCUGGGACGUCUCGGCCGUAUGAACAAGCGUGGUCGCGGUAUCGUGCUGGUCGGAAAGAAGGACCGUAAGGAUGUUGUGAAGGAAGUCCGUGAAGGUAUGUUUAGAGGACAAGCAUUGAUCUAA
Messenger RNA from Aspergillus pseudonomiae, 1887 nucleotides. RefSeq names its product ATP-dependent RNA helicase MRH4 (gene mrh4). Gene Ontology annotation, cellular component: nucleolus. Gene Ontology annotation, biological process: maturation of LSU-rRNA from tricistronic rRNA transcript (SSU-rRNA, 5.8S rRNA, LSU-rRNA). The transcript has a single exon. Gene Ontology annotation, molecular function: nucleic acid binding; ATP binding. Bases 1 to 1887 code for a protein of 628 amino acids. The record is from RefSeq and is a predicted model, not a curated record. NCBI's taxonomy places the organism in Eukaryota, Fungi, Ascomycota, Eurotiomycetes, Eurotiales, Aspergillaceae.